CGCUGCCUCCGAGGGACCCAGCUCCCGCGCGCCCCGAAAUCGUAAACGCCGCGCCCCGGCCCCCGCUUCGCUGCGGGGCGGAGCUCGCGCCGGCCCCGCCCCUCCGUCCCACGAGCUCCGGCCGGCGCGCCCCCGGCCCAACUGCGGCGCGUGACGCGGGGCGCGCGGCUCCGGCGGCCACCGUGGGCGGGCGCAGAGUGCCCGGACGGCCGGGAGCGGGCGGCAUGGCGGCGGCGGGGACCGCGGCGGGGCCGGCGGGGCCCGAGCCCAUGCCGAGCUACGCGCAGCUGGUGCAGCGCGGCUGGGGCAGCGCGCUGGCGGCGGCUCGGGGCUGCGCGGACUGCGGCUGGGGGCUGGCGCGCCGCGGCCUGGCCGAGCACGCGCACCUGGCGCCUCCAGAGCUGCUGCUGCUGGCGCUCGGCGCGCUCGGCUGGACCGCGCUGCGCUCGGCGGCCACUUCGCGCCUCUUUCGGCCCCUAGCCAAGUGGUGCCGCCUCCAGCCUAGAGAUGCCGCCAAGAUGCCUGAGAGUGCCUGGAAGUUUCUCUUCUACCUGGGUGCCUGGAGCUACAGCGCCUACCUGCUCUUCGGCACUGACUACCCCUUCUUUCACGACCCGCCCUCUGUCUUCCAUGACUGGAAGACGGGCAUGCCAGUACCGCGGGACAUCGCAGUCGCCUACCUACUACAGGGAAGCUUCUACGGCCAUUCCAUCUAUGCCACGCUGUACCUGGACGCCUGGCGCAAGGACUCAGUGGUGAUGCUUAUCCACCACGUGGUCACCUUGGUCCUCAUUGUCUCCUCCUACGCCUUCCGGUACCACAAGGUGGGCAUCCUUGUGCUCUUCCUGCAUGACAUCAGUGACGUGCAGCUGGAGUUCACCAAGCUCAAUGUCUACUUCAAGACCCGCGGAGGAUCCCACUACCGCCUGCACGCAGUGGCCGCAGACCUGGGCUGCCUCAGCUUCAGCCUCAGCUGGUUCUGGUUCCGCCUCUACUGGUUCCCGCUCAAGGUCCUGUACGCCACGAGCCACUGCAGCCUGCGGGCGGCGCCGGACAUCCCCUUCUACUUCUUCUUCAACGCACUCCUGCUGCUGCUCACGCUCAUGAACCUCUACUGGUUCCUGUACAUCGUGGCUUUUGCUGCCAAGGUGCUGACGGGCCAGGUGCGCGAGCUGAAGGACCUGCGGGAAUACGACUCGGCAGAGGCCCUGAGCCUCAAGCCCGGCAAAGCUGACCCCCAGCGCAAUCUCCCAAAGGAUCAAAGAUGUCGGUGCGGAAGUGGAAGCUGUGAAAUCAGACAAGAGCUGAAAUAAGAGACUGUGUCAUCUAACAAUUGAACUAUGAGAAGCUGGGAACCCCACCUCUCCGUCUAAAGGACCAACAGGCAAAGCUGAAGAUAUGGGACAGAUGGAAGGUCCACGGGGGGCUUAUCUCUGAUCUCCCAGAUAAAGGGCUCCUGCGGUGGCAGCCAGAGAGAGAAAGCAUCUUCCCACGGAGAAGUGGGCAAGGGGGGGGGAGGGUGCUCCCAGGAAGGGGCAUCCGGUGGCUCCAGCCCAAGGGAAGAGUGAAUUAAAGUGACUGAGAUCAACUUCUCCAGGAAAGUCUCUACGUUCUCAUAUGGAAGGGUCCCUGACCUAGAGUGCUCCACAAACCAAAGGGCUGCAGGGGGCAGUCAUGCACAUAACGCUAGUAUCUGAGGAUACACAGAAGUCAAACGGUGAUAGAACCUUAUGAGCCGCUUGGUAGAACUGGGAGUUUUCCGUGCUUUCUGAUGUCUAGAUCGUGAGAAUAUAUUACUGGCUCAAAAAACUUAAUACAUUUGUACGUAAACUAGACAGUAGAACUCACUUCAGCAGAGACUGAUGGACCAUGUGCAAAGGCACGAAGAGCUCUCAUAGGUGGGAAUAGGAAUGGUGAAUGGCCAGUGUCCGUGACCAUAAGGCUGUGGGAAGAUGCUGUCUUGACACCAGCAGGUUGGCCAGUUAAACAGGAUGCGAUGCCGAGCAGGUGGCGAGGAGCAGGGGCAGACCUGUUGGGUCCAGUAAGGUGGGCCUGGGCAGACCCCCAGAGCGCAGGUCUCCCCCCAGUCGGAACCCCAGAGACCUGCCACUAACACAGUCAGGGAAGAUGGGAUUAAGGAGUGCAGCAGUGCACACGGGCGCGAUCUCCGUGGCAAAUUUUUGGAAAAGUGAGGUUCAGAAGACGUUAUAGACAGUUUGAAAUAUGCAGACCGUGCAUGUCGUUUAGAAGUUAGGGGUCUUUCUCUGGGAUCUUCAGCUUACAGUAUUGAUUUGUUUUAAAACGCCACAUAACUUGUUUUAAGGACAUGGAAGCAAAGUAGGGGCUGUGGUAGAUGUAGAUGGAGGGCAGUGGAUGGAGAAUCACGGGCUGGGAAGCCUUUCCUGGCGGGGCCGCUGGAGCUGGAGAGGAGCCUGCCCAGUGCGGUGGCACGCGCCUCUGGCCAGCUCUGCUUCCCUGGGAGGGGAGGAGGAUAAGGAGCUGGUCCAGGUCCAGGCGAUGGGGUGAAGUCAGGCAGAGGUUAGUAGGUGACUUUUGCUCUCCAGCUGCCGCGGGUGGCCCAGCUGGGAGGGGAGAGGAAGGUUUAAUUGUGGGGAGGAGCAGGGACCACUUGCUCAGCAGGCAGAUAGCAGGGUCUUUUGGCCUUGUGGGCUGGGAGGAAGAAUGGGGGCGGGGCUGGGAAAAGGGAUGUGGAGGGCCAGGAGGGCGGGACGGGGGUGCGGGGA
Molecule: messenger RNA, 2744 nt
Organism: Hippopotamus amphibius kiboko
Lineage: Eukaryota; Metazoa; Chordata; Mammalia; Artiodactyla; Hippopotamidae
Gene: CERS1
Product: ceramide synthase 1
Exons: 7
Coding region: 225-1313 (362 amino acids)
Biological process (GO): ceramide biosynthetic process
Cellular component (GO): membrane
Molecular function (GO): sphingosine N-acyltransferase activity
Source: RefSeq, a predicted model, not a curated record